AUGGAUGAUAAAGAAAUUUCAGAUAUAGAUGAAGAAUUAUUAAUGUGUGCUGCUGAAAGAAAAAAGAGAAAAUUUAUUGAAACUAUUAUGUGUAGCGAAAAUUUAAAAAAUAAAGCUUUUGAUAAAUUUAGAUAUAAGAAGGUAAUUUAUGUUUCUCCGUAUCAUUUAAAAUCAAAUGGAAAUGUUGAGAGAAGUAUUAGAACGAUUGAAGAAUCUUUUUCUAAGAGGUUAAUUAAUAAAGCAGAUAGAAAAGAAGCAAAAUAA
This is a messenger RNA of Strongyloides ratti, 264 nucleotides long. RefSeq lists its product as hypothetical. The transcript has a single exon. Bases 1 to 264 code for a protein of 87 amino acids. Lineage: Eukaryota; Metazoa; Nematoda; Chromadorea; Rhabditida; Strongyloididae. The record is from RefSeq and is a predicted model, not a curated record.